Messenger RNA from Neogale vison (American mink), 678 nucleotides. It is a transcript of the gene LHFPL1, whose product is annotated as LHFPL tetraspan subfamily member 1. The record is from RefSeq and is a predicted model, not a curated record. The transcript has 3 exons. The coding region runs from base 16 to 678 and encodes 220 amino acids. Lineage: Eukaryota; Metazoa; Chordata; Mammalia; Carnivora; Mustelidae. Gene Ontology annotation, cellular component: membrane.
GAGAAACCUGGGACCAUGAGGAGCAGCCUGACACUGGUGGGGACCCUCUGGGCCUUCCUGUCCCUUGUUACUGCUGUGGCCAGUUCUACCAGUUACUUCCUGCCUUACUGGCUCUUUGGAUCCCAGCUGGGGAAGCCAGUGUCAUUCAGCACAUUCCGGAGGUGCAACUACCCUGUGCGGGGAGAGGGGCACAGUCUGAUCAUGGUGGAAGAGUGUGGGCGCUAUGCCAGCUUCAGUGCCAUCCCAAGCCUGGCCUGGCAGAUGUGCACGGUGGUGACAGGUGCCGGCUGUGCUCUGCUGCUCCUCGUGGCACUGGCUGCUGUCCUGGGCUGCUGCAUGGAGGAGCUCAUCUCCAGAAUGAUGGGACGUUGCAUGGGAGCAGCACAGUUCGUGGGAGGGCUGCUGAUAAGCUCGGGCUGUGCAUUAUACCCCUUAGGAUGGAAUAGCCCGGAGAUAAUGCAAACAUGUGGGAAUGUCUCCAAUCAAUUUCGGUUAGGUACCUGUCGGCUUGGCUGGGCCUAUUACUGUGCUGGAGGUGGAGCAGCUGCAGCCAUGUUGAUCUGCACCUGGCUCUCUUGCUUUGCUGGAAGAAACCCCAAGCCUGUCAUGUUGGCAGAAAGCAUCAUGAGGAACACCAAUUCUUAUGCCAUGGAGCUUGACCAUUGCCUCAAAUCUUGA